UUGAGUGCUACCAUGUCUAACACAGUCAUGUGACUACACACGUGAUCAUUUCUUCAGUUUUGACAAAAAUGUGGUCGACUAAUUAGGAAUUUCAAGGAGUGUAAUGAUUUUAGAGUUAAAUUCGAUCACAUUUUUUGUUCUCCCAAAAUCAAGAAUGGUUCCAUUAAAAUAUUUUUAUCUGUCUAAUUUAUAAAAGUAGAUGGUUAUAUAUAAUAACAUAUGUUGAGUAUAAUUAGUAUAGGAUAUAUCUUCAUAAAUAUUCUAUGUAAAGUAUUAUCUUCACAUUUAUAAUAUGAUAAGAAUAUAGUAUUGAUGUGUGGAUGUUAUCAAUUUUUAUUCUCGCAGCACGGAUGUUUGAUGAUAUAUUUUUAAAUUUACAAACUUCAAAAUAAAUUAUUAAUCAUCAUUACUUCAAUUGUCAUUUACAUUCUACAACCAUAUAUCAAACCAUGUUGAGUGUCAAUCCUAUCAUACAUCCUGAUACCAAGAAUAAACAAUUCAAAUUCGAACCUUUCUUAAGGCGGGAGUUUAACUUUGGUUUAGAUCCUGAUAGACCUGUUUGUCAAUAUUAUAAUCCCCAACGUCCAACCAAUUCAUGUCCUAAUGGAGUUAAUUGUCCAAAUAAACAUGUUUCAUCCAUGUAUAAUAAUAAAAUCGUGUGUAAGCAUUGGUUAAGAGGAUUAUGUAAGAAGAAUGAUCAUUGUGAAUUCUUACAUGAAUAUAAUUUAAGAAAAAUGCCCGAAUGUAUAUUUUAUUCCAAGAAUGGAUUCUGUACUCAAACUCCUGAAUGUUUAUAUUUACAUGUUGAUCCUCUAUCUAAAAUCCCUCCUUGUCCAAAUUAUGAUAUGGGUUUUUGUCCUGAUGGUCCAAAAUGUUCGAAGAGACAUACAAGAAAAGUAUUAUGUCCAUUAUAUUUAACUGGGUUUUGUCCAAGUGGUCCUGAUUGUCAAUAUGCUCAUCCAAGAUUCGAUCUUAAUCUUUUGAAUAAAUUAAGAAUCAAACCUGAUCAAGUUAGAUUGAUUAAUAAUAGUGAUAUACCUAAAGACGAAUCAAUCAAAUCUGAAGAAGAAAGUAAUAAGCGUUCACUUGAUGAUGUUGAUGACAAUGAUAAUGAGGAUGAAAAUGAUAAUGAUGAACAACAACCAGUUAAAAAACAAAAGAUAUAACCCCUUGCAUUACACGCAUUUAUAGAGUAAAUAGUUAUAUACCUUGUAUAAUUACAUUUAAUGAAAUUUUUAAUGAAUCAAAUAU
This is a messenger RNA of Scheffersomyces coipomensis, 1251 nucleotides long. It is a transcript of the gene YTH1, whose product is annotated as cleavage polyadenylation factor RNA-binding subunit. Gene Ontology annotation, molecular function: RNA binding; metal ion binding. The transcript has a single exon. Bases 450 to 1166 code for a protein of 238 amino acids. The record is from RefSeq and is a predicted model, not a curated record. NCBI's taxonomy places the organism in Eukaryota, Fungi, Ascomycota, Pichiomycetes, Serinales, Debaryomycetaceae.